Messenger RNA from Brenthis ino (lesser marbled fritillary), 1140 nucleotides. The record is from the annotation of a GenBank genome assembly. NCBI's taxonomy places the organism in Eukaryota, Metazoa, Arthropoda, Insecta, Lepidoptera, Nymphalidae.
AUGGACGAAGUAAUUGUAGGAACAUAUGAAGGAUUUUUACUUGGAUAUUCAUUGCGAUCUGAAGAUGAAGGUACAAAACUGAAACAAACAUUUGCAACUCAUUCACACACCGCAUCAGUGCGUUGCGUUUCUGUAGCAGGAAAGUUUUUGGCUUCAGGUGGAACCGACGACAAAGUCGUUGUUAUAGAUUUGAAGACACGUAAAGAGCACACAGUUUUAAUGAAUCAUGAUGGUACAAUAAACAGUGUUGCUUUUACUCAUAAUGGAACUCAUUUGCUUACGGGUAGUGAUGAUGGCUCUAUUAUUGUCACCAGAACAGGAAAUUGGCAAAUAGAAAAGAUUUGGAAAAAAGCACACAGUGGACAACCAGUUACUGCCAUUGCUAUACACCCAUCGGAUAAAUUGGCUUUAAGUAUUGGGGGUGAUAAAACUCUUAGAACUUGGAAUCUUGUCAAAGGACGUCCAGCUUUUACAAUAAAUUUAGCCAGUAAAGGUGUAACCCUGCCUACAGAAAUAAAAUUUUCACCUGGUGGUGAUAGAUUUUCUCUUAUAUCUUUACAAAAUGUUGAUGUUUGGACAAUCAGUAAAGCAGGCCUAGAAAAACGAUUAACAUGUAAUUCAAAGCCAAGUACAGUUCAAUGGACUGAUGAUGAUAACUUAUUUGUAGGACUUGAAAGCGGUAAUAUUGUUAGGUUCACAGUAUCUGAAACAAAAGCACAAACCUAUCCAGCUCAUAAACAAAGAGUAAAAUGUGUGCAUUAUGAAAAUGGCACACUAUAUUCUGCCUCCAGUACUGGGGAAAUAAAAUCAUGGUCAGUUGAUGAUGACAAAUUACAAGAAAUGUGUUCAGCAAAUGCUUCAUGUAGAAUUACUUGUGUAACAUUAAAUAGACAAAGUCAUUUCGUUAAAAAGGAAGAAUCAGAUGAGGAAAAUGAAGAAGAAAAUGAAUCUAAAAAUGAAGAUAGUGAUAUUUCUGAAAAUGAUGCAAAAAUGCUAAAAUCAGCACUUAAAAGAAAAGCUGGUGCAUUUGUAACUAUAAGUUAUGAUGACAUUGAUAAUGCAGAAGGUAAUAAUGAAACAACCACUGCUAAAAAAUCAAAAAAGAAAAAAAGAAAUAAAAAGAAGAACAAAAAUACUGAA